Messenger RNA from Mytilus trossulus (common blue mussel), 843 nucleotides. RefSeq lists its product as uncharacterized. The coding region runs from base 1 to 843 and encodes 280 amino acids. The record is from RefSeq and is a predicted model, not a curated record. Lineage: Eukaryota; Metazoa; Mollusca; Bivalvia; Mytilida; Mytilidae. The transcript is spliced from 2 exons. Gene Ontology annotation, molecular function: protein binding.
AUGCAAAUAUUGGAGGAGAAAAUGGACAUUAGGGAAAAGUUAGCUACUGCUAAGUUAAAUGAAAUAAGCCAUGCUAAGAAACAAACAGAGACAUUUGUUCAAUCAUUUCAAGAUGCUCAGAUACGGGAUCAAACAAGAUUUAAUAAAUCGUACCAGGAAAUUGUGGAACAUUUUAAAACUCAGGCCAACAACGAAACUGAAAUUUAUGGAAAUCAUAUGAAUUCUUUGCUGAGAUCUUUGUCUUCAACAAUCGAAGUGUUCACUGAAGCUGAAAAGAAAAGGAAAAGUCUUACGGAGUUAAUGCAGCGCACUCUUCAGCGAGAGCAGAAAAGAUUCAAUUCCUCGUAUCAUCAGAUUGUGGAAAACUUUGGAAGUAAUUCUAACAAGACGUUACAUGAUUUAAUUGUGAAUCUACAGAAAGGUUAUGAAGAAAUGGUAAGGAAACGAGACCCAAUUGCUUUCUCGGCAUAUCGGACAAGUCCUUUAACUCUUCAACAAGGUCGGAAAGUUAUAUUUGAUAAAGUCUGGACCAAUGUAGGAAAUGGAUAUGAUCCAAUCACAGGAGUAUUUACAGCUCCACGGGCUGGACUUUACCACAUUACUGGCCUUAUUCUGUCUAAUACUGACGGAAGCUUCUAUUCUAGACUUUAUCACAAUAAGGUGGUUGCAUCUGGAAGUUAUAUCACCGGUGACGGUUACAAGACUGGGACAUUUGAUGUCGUAUUCAGUCUACAGAAGGGAGACGAAGUAUACAUUGCGGGUUAUCAUGGUACUUAUUAUUCUGAUAUGAUCUAUAGUGACAGCGAAAUACACGUUACAUUUUCUGGACACAGUGUUGCGUAG